Molecule: messenger RNA, 1575 nt
Organism: Musca vetustissima
Lineage: Eukaryota; Metazoa; Arthropoda; Insecta; Diptera; Muscidae
Gene: sut1
Product: solute carrier family 2, facilitated glucose transporter member 1
Exons: 8
Coding region: 1-1575 (524 amino acids)
Biological process (GO): monosaccharide transmembrane transport
Cellular component (GO): membrane
Molecular function (GO): hexose transmembrane transporter activity
Source: RefSeq, a predicted model, not a curated record
AUGGAUCGCAAUAGCAUCGGCCAUCACAACGAAGAGUCUCAUCAAUUGUAUCCCAAAGGUGAAAAAAUCGAAAUAUCUGUAAGAAAUGACCAUCGAAGCAACCGGGAUAUUCCUUCGACAUCGACGAAAGUUACAAAUUUGGAGAAACCACGUUGGGGUAAACUCUUGACGUUGGUUGGUUAUGCGGCAACAUUUGGCUCAGCUGUACCCGUAGGUUAUUGUAUUGGUGUUAUAAAUAGUCCUGCAAAUUAUGUUAAAGCCUGGUGUGCUCAAAGCCUUUUGGAACGUUACGAUGCCAAUAUGACAACAUCUGGUUUAGAUCUAUUAUGGGCCUCAAUUGUUUCGAUAUUUUUAGUUGGCGGUGCUGUCGGUUCGUUGGGCGGUGCAUGGGCAGCCAAUAAAUUUGGAAGAAAGGGAUGCUUUCUUAUCAGCGGCUUUCUGUUUGCCAUCGGUGCCAUUAUGUUCUUCUUUUGUCGCAUGGCAAAUUCUGUGGAAAUGUUGAUAUUGGGUCGCCUUUUGGUCGGUUUGGCAUCCGGUUUAACAACAGCCACGCUACCAAUGUAUCUAACCGAAAUUGCUCCCUUGGCUUGGGUUGGCACGCUUGGCGUUUUUUGUGCUGUGGGUGUAACCGGUGGUGUUGUUGUCGGUCAAGUUUUCAGUUUACGUGAUAUUUUCGGAACAGCAGAAUUAUGGCAUUAUGCAUUUAGUUUUUAUAUUGUCCUAAUAUGCAUAUGCUAUUUACCCGCAUAUAUGUUCCCCGAAAGUCCUAAAUUUUUGUAUAUCGUGAAGGGUGAUCGUGAGGGAGCACGCCGUGAAUUGACACGUUUACGUGGUAAAGAUGCUGUCGAUAUAAUUAAUCAUGAAAUCGAAGAAAUGGAAUUGGAAGCCAAUGCCAAGGUGCAAACAAGAAGUUUUGGCUCCGUCCUAAAGGAUCCUGCCUUGUUGUUGCCCUUGAUAAUUGUCUGCUGUUUCCAUGGUGGUCAACAGUUGUCGGGUAUUAAUGCGAUUUUCUAUUAUUCUGUGUCAAUAUUUGAAAAAGCUGGUCUUUCGACAACCGAUGCAGAAUGGGCGAAUUUGGGUGCUGGCUGCCUUAAUUUAGCUACAUCUUUCCUGGGUCCCCUGUUAAUGGCCCGUGUUAAUCGUCGUCCACUAAUGAUGUUCUCCAGUUCGAUUUGUGCCGGUUUUCUAUUCACCAUAGCUUUUAUUCUUUACUAUAUUGAAAAGGCCAGUUGGUUCCCAAUGGUUUGCAUUGUCUGCAUUAUGGGCUAUAUAUUCUUCUAUCAAUUUGGUUUGGGACCGAUACCGUAUUUUAUUGGCACUGAACUCUUCGAAGUGGCACCACGUUCCGUUGCCAUGUCCAUGGGUAGCUUAUCCUCGUGGGCGUGUAAUUUCAUCAUUGGUAUGGCCUUUCCAUCGUUGCAAAAUGCCUGGGGUGCAUUCGUAUUUUUGCCGUUUUCCGUCACCUGUGCACUGCUAUUUCUGCUAACGAAAUUCUAUUUACCCGAAACACGUGGCAGAGAUCCGUCCGAAGUAGCACCACUCGUAUCGAAAGGAUUUAGAUCAAAAGUUAAAUAA